Messenger RNA from Cornus florida, 2387 nucleotides. RefSeq lists its product as uncharacterized. NCBI's taxonomy places the organism in Eukaryota, Viridiplantae, Streptophyta, Magnoliopsida, Cornales, Cornaceae. Gene Ontology annotation, cellular component: nucleus. The record is from RefSeq and is a predicted model, not a curated record. Bases 280 to 2175 code for a protein of 631 amino acids. Gene Ontology annotation, biological process: nuclear DNA replication. The transcript has 15 exons.
GUUGAGGGAGGGAAAUAAAUUCAUUUUCAAACGAAACCAAAUGCACUCACUCGUAUUUCUCGAGCCCGCUUCUCUCUCUCACACACACACGCUCACUGAUGCUUAAUCUCUCUCUCACACACACUCAUACAUACACAGAUUUGCCCUAAACAUCUCAUUUAGGGCAAAUUGAUUCAGAUCAACACAAGUUCGAUUCAUUGAACAGGGCAUCUGUGAGUUCUAUCUUCAUUUCUCGGUGUUCCUAUCAUAGAGGGAGUGUUGAUUGUAUAAGGAAAUAGCAUGGCGAAGGUUGCUGUUCAGGGUCCUUCAUCUACCAAUCCUCUUCAUUUUGGCGGGGGUGCUUCAAAGGCCACCACUGCAGUUAGAAGAAAAACACCUUCGGAGUUGAGGGGAGAGCAAUUGAAGCGAAGGAAAGUUGUGGAGCUCGUAGAUGAAUCUCCAUCUCCUUUGCCUGGUUCUUUGAAGAUUAAUAGUGGGCUUAAGAAACCAGAUUCAUCGAGGAAUCCAAGAUACAUUGACACCCAUGUUGACAAAGUAUUCCCUGUGACAAAAAAGAGCAUUAGGCUCAGGAUGCUUUCUAGAAAAGAAGAUGACAAGAAAAACCUUCCUGUUGAGCUGAAGAAUACCUCCGUCCCUUUAGAUUUGGCUGCAAAACGUCAACAACAAAUUUCAUGUCCAGAGGACCCUUUUGAUUCAAAGGUGGUUGCAAGAGAUGGUACUGCUCAAGAUUUUAAAACUACUGAGAAAUGUACUGAAAAAAGGUUUUGUGGUCCUAAAGAGCUAUCAUUGGGGGGUGAAAAGUUAUCUGGCCUGGGCACUGUUGAUUUGGAUAAAGCUUUUAAAGAAUUAGUUGCCCAUGAAGCUCCUAAGAGUACCACAUUACCUGCUGAUUCUUCUGAAAGAAGUGGUGAUGCAACGUCAGGGAAUUUUUGCUCUGAAUUCCAUAUUCCUGGAAGAAAGGCUCCGCUUGAUUUUACAUUGAAAACUACCAUGCGGGUGGUGUCCUCUUCCUCAGUGAAUUGGUUUCACAGGCUAGUCACAUCUGAUAGUCAGAAUGGUAUAUCCCAGCUAAUGUCUCAGUUUGGCUGUUCUGGGGCUAAUAAUAUAUGCUGCUCUUCAGAACUCACUUCCACUUCGCAAUUACUCAAUCCAAAGGCUUUAUAUUCAUGGGUUUACCCCCAAUCUUCUCUACCACCUUCUGUCAUAUCCGCUCUAACUUUAUCUGCAGCAGAAGGAGUGCAAAUGGAUUUUUUGAGCAAACGACAUCUGGCAUGGGAGGACUCAUUUCGGAGUCUUUACUACAUGCUUCGUAAGAAUGCUUGUAACAUGUUUUAUGUAUGCACCGCACAGUUUGUGGUGAUGUUCUCUGCCGCUGAUGGUUCGAUGGAAACAAAACGUUCAUGCAACGCUUACAUAUCCCAGUCAACUAGAGGCUUAAGGUCAUUGUUAAGAGAGCAUGAUAUUUGCUUCUCUAUGCCUCUUUGCCAAUCUAAAGUGGAGCAAGUUACUAAAGAAGACAUGGUUGAGCUUUCUGAGAUUGAGAAUCAGAAUCUGGGCCAGAUUCGGUGCCUAGGUUCCAUGUCUGAUGUGGAUAACAGCCCACAAUCUCUGCUGACAUUCAAUGGAAAUGAGAAUGUACAUGGGUUAUAUGAUUUUCUGUUAAAUUAUAGAUUUUUCUUAACAUCGUUGAGUGGUGGGGAUGUUCCUGUACUAUAUUCGCCUGUGCCAUUUCAAAAUGCUGCUCUUUCUGCUCCAGAGGUUAGAUGCAAGGAGGUGAGGAAAGCUGAUCAUAUUUCUUUUCCUCUAAAAGAAGUUGAUGCGAAAGAGGAAUUUAAUCAAGAUUCCUCUGCUGAUUUCUGCUAUAGCGUUGAAAUCAAGGAUGCAUAUCUUCCACCAUGGAUAAUCUCCAGUGUGUGUGAAGCCAUGGGCUCUAAGGCAACAAGCUUUGAGGCAAGUUUUGUGACUGAACCCACCUCAAUUGGCUUGAAUGUUGGUCUUGAAAUCGUUCGCCAGAAAUCCGAUCCUCGAGCCACAGCAGUAGAAGGCUUGCAAGAGAGCAGUCAUGCUGCUUUUGGCAUCCGAAAUGCCAUAUAUUAUCCUCAAUUGCUUUCUGCCUUUUUAAAAGGCUUGAAGUACUGCAAUGGUUCUUAUACAGCUUCUCUUUCACCUGUUUGAUAUGCUGUUUUACCACCCAUCACUUCUCAUAGAUGCAAUCAUGAACUCUUGGUUUCACUAUGCAUUGCUUAUCACUUUUGUCAUUUUUCUCUUUUCUUUACCAUUGACCUUUCCUAAUGUAUUAUUGGCCUCGUAAUCUUAUUACCUUGCACUUCAAUAUAACUUGUAUUAUUGGGAUUUUAAUUGAAGGCAUCGAUUUAUUGGCGUGGCUA